UCUCUAUUUAUCUUAGAUCUACAAAUCUUAGUUUACAGUUCUGACUCAUUAUUCACUUUAUUGUGAAAUUAAUUUAUAAAAGAAGCAACAGCGAAUUGCCUGCAGGGAUUAAGGAUAUACUGACCUACAAGCUGAUAUGGCAGGAGAGGAAGUUACCCCAGGGCAAGCGUCUACGGAGCACACACCUGCACUGAACAUUUUGUGUCCAAUAUGCAACGAAUUUUUUAAGGAGAAUGAUGUCAUCAAUUCCACUACUUGCGGUCAUGUUUUCCACAAGAACUGCCUCACACGGUGGUUGAAUAGAUCAAGAACGUGCCCCCAGUGCCGAUCAGAGUGCUCCCAUGAUCAAAUCCAUAGGGUUUCCCUAAACUUCACAGCACCGGCGAGUAUGCCUGAGAAUGUCGACCCGGUUCCCAGGCCGCCCUAUGAAUGGGUGCCCAUUUACUUGGGCGACGACGACGACGAGGAUACUCCCCAAAUAAUAGAAGGUUCUGUGCAGUGUGGAACCGACGAGGACGGACAUCCCGCUUAUGUGGCACGUAUGACUUUCAACCGUGAUUUAUUGCCAGCGAGUUACAUACCGGAAAGAGGUGUCGCUUGCGGAUCGUAUGGAUGUCGCUCGUAUGCCCAAACCCAGGACGUGGAGGUCCUGGUGCUGAACAAUUGUGAUCAUAGUUGGGUGCCCGGCCAGAAUGGAAGUUAUCCGGUAGAAUCCCUAAGAACCGGCCACUCCGAAAUCGGUCACCCCACCUUUACUGGGCGUUGCAUCUACGAGGGCAUUCUGCGCCUGGGUAAGGUGCAUCCCUCCCAUUCUCUAAUGUAUUUGCCGCACCGCGACCUAGAAGUAAGCACCGACAACUACGAGGUCCUGGUGGUCAAGCCGCGCGAAUCUAACAACCACUAAACGAGGUCCCAUAUUUUAAGUAAAUCUAAAUAUCUAAUAUCUCUAAUCUAAAUAUUUUUUAAUCUGUUUUUAACAAUUC
Messenger RNA from Drosophila bipectinata, 983 nucleotides. RefSeq lists its product as uncharacterized. The record is from RefSeq and is a predicted model, not a curated record. NCBI's taxonomy places the organism in Eukaryota, Metazoa, Arthropoda, Insecta, Diptera, Drosophilidae.